ACGACGUAUCGUGCAUCGAGAUUAGUUUUCUUGUACAAAUGGAAAUGAAAAGGGGCAGUCCUCUGCGACUGCAGCAGGUUUCUUCUUCCAUCUUCGUCGUCCUCCUCUGUCUCUGUUUCAUUUCAGUUUCUUCUAAUUUCUUUCCUUUUUGUUCUUUGUUUCACUGAUUCUUGCUCGUAAUCUUGCUUUUUGUGCAUGGAUGAUAUUGAUCAUGAUAUAGACGCAUAGCUUAUCUUCUUCAGAAGUGAAAAAAGUCAGAGAAAGGGGCUAUCGGCUUUCUUUAUUACUGCUACUACUUUUAUAGGAGUUGCGAAGGAAAGUGGAUUUUCAGAUAGGACAAUCAAGUUCUGGAUACUGAUAAUCAAAACACCUGUUUGUGCUAGGGCAUGAUUUGAAAGCUCAAUCGGUUGGUUGAGUAUUCUUGUCGAGAUGACGUGACUUCUUAUUCGGUGUUCUUUUAAUUCUCACGAAAUUUCGCGGUUGUAUUGCUUUGAUUUCGUCUUGAGUAGUUUAUAGUGUUUAUCAAUCGGAGAUUUGUAGCGGAAGUCAAAUAUGUUUUUCUGGACGUUGAAAUCGUUUUUGACUUGUUCUGGUUGAGCUGCCAGAACGAAUUUUCUUUGUUUGGCGAGGUUUCGUAACGGAGGAGUUUUGUUGUUUGGAGGUUAGGCUGGACAUGCGAGAAAUGAGAUUGGAAUAUUUAUUGAAAAGCAAACUGAAUACGGAAGGUUGUUUUCCUUGUUGUUAGUUUGUUUGCUUCUGGAAGCACGAAUUUCUUGGCUGUUGAUUGAUUUGAACUGUGGAAUCAAUUCGUUAAGAAAUGCAGGAGCCAAGUAUAGAUACCGAUAAGCUAAGUUAUGAAAUCUUCUCAAUUCUUGAGAGCAAUUUUCUCUUUGGCUACGAUGAUCAGAAGCUAUGGAUUCCUAAGCAGAUAUCUCCCGCUGUUGAUGGCAAACCAAUAUCCGAUGCUGCAACUCAAGAACACGCUCGACUAGAAGAAAGCUGUGGCGCUUCGUCGAUAAGAAACCAGAGAGGCAAGGUUUGCAUUCUGAGCAUCGAUGGCGGAGGUAUGGGAGGGAUUCUCUCAGGUAAGGCUCUGGCUUACCUCGAACAAGCGCUCAAAACGAAAUCGGGAAAUCCUGACGCCAGAAUCGCCGAUUAUUUCGAUGUUGCGGCGGGAGCCGGUGUAGGAGGCAUUUUCACUGCAAUGCUUUUCGCAACAAAAGACCAUAGUCGGCCGAUGUAUAAAGCAGAGGACACUUGGCGGUUCUUGGCAGAUCAAGGCCAGCGGUUCUACCGUUCGAAUUCCCGUUCCGGUGGAGGUUUGUUUGGGCGGUUGCUCAAAAUCAAUCGUGCAAAUUCCACCAGUUUAGCCACUGCCGCUCUAGAAAAAGCGAUGAAAGAGGCUUUCACCGAUAAGGAACGGAGUUUAACCCUAAAAGAUACUCUGAAACCAGUUCUGGUACCUUGCUACGACCUGUCAACAACAGCGCCAUUUUUGUUCUCGCGAGCCGAUGCCCUAGAAAAGGAUAGCUUCAACUUCCGGCUCUGGGAGGUUUGCAGAGCAACAUCGGCCGAACCGGCAAUAUUUGAACCGGUAACAUUGAGGUCUAUCGACAACCAAACCAAUUGCCUGGCCAUCGACGGCGGUUUGACAAUGAGCAAUCCGACGGCGGCCGCGAUCACGCACGUACUGCACAACAAACAAGAAUUUCCAUUCGUGCGAGGAGUCGAAGACCUUCUGGUUCUGUCCUUAGGAACCGGCCAGCCAUUUGAGGCCCGCCGCGAUUACCGUCAGGUCAAAAGGUGGAAGGAGAAGGAGUGGAUUCGGCCCAUGAAUCGAAUCUCCGGUGAGGCCUCGGCCGACAUGGUGGACCAGGCCGUCGCCACGGCCUUCGGUCAGUCCAGGAGCUCUAAUUACGUGAGGAUUCAGGCACUUGGAUCAAGCUUAGGCCAGGGUGAACCUAGCUCAAGUACUGAUUCCAAUGCUCGUAAUGUAAAGAUGCUGGUUGAAUUGGCAGAUGAGGUCCUUAAGCAGAAGAAUGUUGAAUCUGUUCUCUUUGGAGGAAAGCGAUUUGCAGAGCAAACCAACUCCGAGAAGCUCGACUGGUUUGCUGGAGAAUUAGUGCUUGAACAUCAGAGGCGGGGCUGCAGAAUUGCUCCCACUGUGGCUUUCAAGCAAGCUACCACCCAGGAAAGUGUCAAGGAGCGCUCAUAAUGAAGAAAAGAACGUGUUUUGGAAAUAGGAUGUCUAGGGGAGAAGAGGAGGAGGCCAGUAAGGAACUGAAAAGGACAAAAGACAUAUACAGUAUAAAAGAUUGGUAAUCUGUGUGGGAUACUCCUGCCCAACAGAGGACAGACAAUCUUUUCUUCUACACCCAAGUACAUUGGCAAGAAAAAGGGAUUCAAACACAAAGGGAGCACAUUUGAAUUCCUCUCCUUCAUUUUCAGGUAUCAAACAAAAAAGAAAAAAAAAAUGCAUGAAAUUUCAUCUGCUUUCAAAUUGAAGAAUUCAGUGUGGUAAAACUUAAGAACCUCAACACAUUGUUUAUAAGACUACCUUUCCUCUGAUUCUAUUUCUAUAGAUAACAAAGCCUUUGAUUGAAGGUCAUACCCACCAUGCUCAACCCAUAUCCUCAUUAGAAAAGGCCUACUUAAAGGAAUCCCAUCAAUAUGAUAAUCUUGAACCCACUUUUUGUUUUUAGGAAAAUUUUAAAAACUCUCCUUUAAUCAACCAUCUAACAACAAGUUUUGUUGCUUUCUUUUUUAUGAUAUUAUAAUUGUGAGUCGCCAAAGCUGACUUUGGCCAAUAUUCUAUGAGGAAUCUACUUUUGAGA
Molecule: messenger RNA, 2834 nt
Organism: Cucurbita moschata (crookneck pumpkin)
Lineage: Eukaryota; Viridiplantae; Streptophyta; Magnoliopsida; Cucurbitales; Cucurbitaceae
Product: patatin-like protein 6
Exons: 3
Coding region: 818-2215 (465 amino acids)
Biological process (GO): lipid metabolic process
Source: RefSeq, a predicted model, not a curated record